GAGCACCAUGAAGGAAUGCAGCGCCUUCAGCAAGACCAUUUGUUCCAUCUGUUUUGAGGAUCUGAAGCCAAUCGAAGAAGAUCUUCAAGCCAUCUCCAUCUGCGGUCAUGUCUUUCACGAGCUCUGUGUUCAACAGUGGUUUGAGUAUUGCUCUAAAGCAAAGAAGAUCACUUGUCCCGUCUGCAAGCAGAGAUGUACACAAGAGAAAGCUUAUCGGCUUUAUUUCCAGUCAAUUGGAGACUCAGUUCCGUCUCAGAAACCAUUUGGAGUUGAAGUGGAAGAUGAUCCUAAGGAGUUGAGUAGGGAAGUGAAGAGGCUGGAGGGAAAGCUUUCUGGAAUUACCUCUUCUUUUGAGCGUCAACAGCAAGAUCUGAAAGAACUUAAUGAAGAGCUUUGCAUUUGCCAGGAAAAGGCCAAGAAAGAGGAAGCUUUAAAGGAUGAAGCUCUGAGACAGAAAGCUUUAAUUCAGCACUUAUUUAAUUCGAAAUCUGAGGAACUUUUGAGAGCAUCUUCUGAGUGCUCUAGGCUGCAGGAAAGAAAUUUGGCCCUAGCUAAAGAGCUUGCUGCACUCAAAUUAGUCUCGGAUUUGAAUUUGGGGGAAGAAGAUGUUGUUAAGCUUGCUUCAUUUGGUCAUGAGGCUAACAGCAAAGAUACAAUAGAUAUUCUCAAAAAGUCACUUGUACUUCGUAACAAGAGUUACAAAGAAUUGUUAGCCCACUGCAACCUUCUUGGAAGAGGAGAAUCUCGUCAUCUUAAGAAGCUUGAGAAAUCUGAAGCAAAGAUAAAGAGAUUGAAGUCAAGGGUGCAAGAACUGGAGACAGCUCUUGAACAAAAAGAUAAUGAAGUUUUAAGGUCUUUGAAAGCUUCCAAUAUAACUUCUGGCAAAGGUUUUGAUGUGAGUGAUAGAAAAGGGAAUUGCAGUUCUUCAUUUAGCAGUAAAUUUUCAUCAGAGAUCCAGAUGGACCAGCCUGUUGAACUGGUGGAGAACUCGAAUCGGACUGGAAGCUUGACAAAUGAUCCAUGUCAUUCUCGGAAAACAGUGAACUCUAAAAUCCAAAAGGAUUUGGUUGCAAAUACCUUCAACAAGGAAGCCAAUGCAAUUGAUCUUGAUCAAGGAAGACAUUCUUUCAUUAUUGAGGAGGAUGUUUUGGAACUUAAUACUGCACUGCCUAAAAAACCAUCUCCUGAUUUGAAACCUCAAAUGCCAUCUCGUUUUAGUGGCAGCGCAAAGUCCAGUUUGUCAAGUCCAAGUUCAGCUUGUGACACCAAUAGAGCUUGGGGGCAUGGACAAAGCAGUUGGGUAGGGCUCUCUGCUUCAUGCAAUGACACUAAGAAUGACACUGACAAUGCUUAUGCCAGUGUUAUGAAGGAUGAUGUAGUGUUGCUUUCUGAUGAUAUUAAAGAACUUCCUUUGCUUAACAUAAAAAAAGAGACUCCAUGUUCCGCUUCCAUUUCAAAUCCAGGGGGUCAAUGCUUUGCUGGUGGACUUCUUGGGCCUGAUGGUACAAACAGAUUUCUGGGGAAAUGGUGCAAGCGGGUCCAGAGUAAGGAACCAGCAUCAUCACCGGUUAUGCAAGGAUCAGACAAUAGUGUUGGGAACUUAAUUGCUGUUGGAGCUGAUGGAAGAGGUGGUAGAGUUAAAGUACUAAGAUCUCAAAGGGAGUCAUCCUUGGAUAGCAAAGAAAGUAAAUUAUGGGCAAAGAAGCCAAAAUGUGGAGCUAAGUUAAGUGGUCAGCAGUCUCAAGGGUAUUUGCAGAUAGAGCACUUCUUUGCAAAGUCAGGUCAAUAGUAUAUUGGAUGUAGAUGGGUGAGUAAAUG
Molecule: messenger RNA, 1818 nt
Organism: Telopea speciosissima
Lineage: Eukaryota; Viridiplantae; Streptophyta; Magnoliopsida; Proteales; Proteaceae
Exons: 9
Coding region: 8-1789 (593 amino acids)
Source: RefSeq, a predicted model, not a curated record